ACCUCCUCCUCCCUCGUUAUUCAGCAAUAAGCCAAAAUGUCGGCCGUCUGCUUCGUCGUGUUGUGUUGUGCAGUAGGCAAGUCUCCGUGAUCGGAGCCAUUACACCACCCUCUGCAAACACUGACACACAAAAGGAGAGGCCAGGGCAACUGACUAAGGAACCUAUUAUCUAUAUACACCAUUAAACAGUGGUAGAGAGUCAGGAAAACCCGAUAAUAAUAAUAUAUAGGCGAAACCUCAUUACCCCCAUCCAUGUCUUAAAUCAUAGUCAAAAAAUUCAUUAUCAUUUAAUAAUAAUAAUAAUAAUCACAAUCCCCGAGACCCAACAGGAAUGCGAUGAAGAAUACCAUGACAAGCUCAGCAGAUCGAAUGCGUCUUAAGGAUAAGAUUAUUACCAACGUUGCUCGGGCUAUCAAAGGGAUCCAUGAAUACCAGUUAUGCACUGGGGAAUCUGAGGUAGUGUUGACUAACAACACAUGGCAUUGUCAUCGGUUAUGUGAACAUCUUGAUCAUGCAUUUCUCCAUGGGUUACGCCAUAUUACUCAUGGCUAUUGGAAGCUGGUCACUGAAUUUACACGGAAGGAAGCUGUGAAAGAGAUAAAACAUCUACAGAGAAUAACCACAGAUUUAGGCCGAGGUCGUGCCUGGCUAUUCCUUGCAUUAAAUGAGAAUUUAUUGGAAAGUUACAUGAGAUGUUUCUUAGAAAAUACUAGUGUUGUCAAGAAAUACUAUGUACGGGAAGCUUUGGUACUUGAUCAACAGAGAAUGAAUGUUCUGGUUACUUUAACAUCUGGUCUGGAUUUUGCAUCAUUUCAACUGGAAUAUGACCUUCCAUAUUUGGAUUUGAAUGCCUCGCCUCCUAAAAGUAAACCACAGUCUGAUGCAGCUUCAGCAGAAGAUGAAGACAAAGUGUCACUUUGCAGUAUGGAAAGCUUUGCCUCCAGGAACAGCCUCUCUGCUAUUUCCAGUUCAAUGAUUGAGUCAACCGUCACCGCCACUGAUAGUGACUGCGGCAGUGUUAACAGUGACAACGGUAGUCUGAACAACAGCUUUCACCUGCCAAAACUCUAUCACGUCGGCUCACUAGAUUCAGGUUAUUAUUGUGGAGUUGACAGCAGUACGUCUCAUCGGCAGAGUAGAGGGAGUCUGACCAUGUCUGACAGUAUGUCUCUUUCGAGUAUUAGCUCAAACACAGAAGACUGCCGAUUCCGACGCAUUGAGAAUGUGUUGCCAAAUAGCCAUGUAGACGGGGAGAACAACCUUGAGGUGAUCCAUGUGAAGUCGAAGGUGUUGAAGCGGAAGAAACGGGAACAGCCACGCAUGAAGAAGGACGCCAUCGGUAAGAAUCACUUAGCGAACACUGAUAACGCCACUUUGGUGAAAACAAAUGCAACAACAACAAACAGAACGAGAGCAGCAACAAUAACAGCAGCAACAUCACUAAGAACAACACCAAGAAACAUAAGUGUAAUUACAACAAAACCAACUCCAGUAUCUAAAAGUAAUCCGAUGCUCAGUGUGCCUGAGAAAGACACCCUUUCAAACUCUUACUCAAAAGCAGUGAAGAACAAUAAGGUUCUUCAAAAGAAAGCCGUUGUCAACAAUCAAAAGAAGUCAGAGAAACAGAACGAUGUGAUUUUGGACAAUAAGACAUCGUGUGAGGAAAAGAAGGGGGAUCAGUUAAUUAGCUCCGUCAUCUUAAAUGGCAAACCUGUUGAUAUUGUAGAUAAAAAAGAGGAGAUAUUAACUGACUCGUCUCCGUCAGAAACUGUUAUCAGUGAUCAGUUACCGAAAGACGGUGACGAGGAUACUAAAGAGAACAAAGACAGUUCUGAAGCAGAAGAGGUGGAGGAGAGUGAGGGUUCGACUGAGGGCUGUGUCGAUGUGGCUGAAGUGACCUCCUUGGGUGGUUACAAUGCUGACUGCUCUUCUUCGUGUGAAGACAAGACGAGGGCUUCAUCUUGUGACCUGAUUGUCACAAACAGCGCACAGAAGCCCUCUGUCGAAGAUGAAGAGGAGGACAUUUAUUGUAAGACUGAUUCUGCCGACAGACACUCUAGCUCAGUGCCAUGUCGCAAACAGGUGUUCAGUGAUAUAUUCCCGGUUGACGAAGAUGUCCAUCUUCGUAAGAUGUAUCCCAGACAUGAUGCUGAUAGCUUGCAGGAUAACACUCUACAGCCUGACCCUGGACAAGUCAUGAUAGAUAAUCACAUUCUACUUUACCUGAUGCUGGAAAUAUUUGAAGAAAACGAAAAAUUCCUUAAGAUGUUUGUCACUCGUGAAGGUCAGAAUGAAGGGCAGACAACCCAUGUUUUUGUUGUAAUAACAGCUCAAAGUAUAUAUUUACUCAAACAAAACACUGGUGACCAGAAGUUUAUUAAAGAAUCUAGUAUUCCCUUCCAUGAAUUGGAUUAUAUUUCUCUGAGUGUUAAUAGUCAAGUAAUUAAUAUUGUAUGUGCCAACCGAAGACGUAAAUUCUGGCUGACCACAGGGGAUGAAGAAGUAUCCAGGUCAAUAAUUAAUUGUUUAUCUCAUGCCAUGGAAACCAGUUUCUUUAACAUCCCAAAACUGAGUGUUCUCACAGAUGCCACUUCUCAGCAGAUAGCAAUGAAGAAAUACAUUUCCCAAGAGACUAAGUCUUCUAUGUAUGAUGUUGAACUUCACAGUUACCAGCUGAUACACUGGGAAGAUGCUCAGUUGAGCUGCAACCAAGGGGAGUGGACCUACAAGGAGGGAUACCUUCUCCAUCGUUACCAUGACUACUUUAGGGGGUUCAUGUGGAAACCAGGUUAUUUCGUACUCAAGGAUGGAGCACUUUGUAUGUAUAACAACAAGACAGAUAGUAAACCUUCAGCUUUCAUCAACAUGGGCAUUGAGGACUGUACUGGAUGUCGACGAGCCACUGACAGCGACAGAGAGAACACCAUAGAGAUUAUGUUGACCAACGGUGAUUACUGGUACAUUGCUGCUGCUACACCACUGGAGGCCAAUGAGUGGCAACAGAGCUUCUGUCAGGCUGCCUCCGAAGUCAUGCAGAAUCGUGGAGUGGUAUCAAACAGCUGUAUUGGUUGCUGUGUUUUACUAAGUCAAAACAAGUUACUUAUGUGUCAUGAGGAUUUACAGACCAAUUUCUUCCGUACACUGGGCAGUGCCAAUUUGGAAGAUGUCACAGCUAUUCUCCAAGACAGCCAGAUCUCUUCCUAUUGCAUUCUGGAGUUUGAGUCCCAGGAAGAUGGUGUCAGUUCAGAGCAGUGGAUAUUAUAUUUCAAUUCAGACCAAGAAAAGACCAAAUUUAUUAACAAACUUAUGUACUGUUGGAAGAAACUGUUUCAGAUUGAACUUCCUAUCAACAAGUUGGACUCUCUUCAGCUGAAAAUGAAAUGCAAACGACGUGUGGAACAACUAACCGAACACUUCUCCCUACUGUCGUCCUAGUCUACAGUCACUGAUGCUCAAAUUAGGAAACGGAGUGCUCAAUAGUUGCUCAUACUGAUCCUCAGAGAGGAUGGAAAUGCUCAGUGGUCUCUCAGUGAAAGUUGGUCAGUAAAGGUGGGUGGUAUCCAAUGGUUACUCAGACUGCUCUUCAAAACCAGGGGUUGGUGAGGAGCAGGGGUCAUCACUACCUUCUGCCUUCUCCUGAUUCAGUUCUUUUGUCCAACCAAUGCUGCUGUUAUUUUGUCUCAAUUUGAACUCUCUACUCUCUACUCUUUCUCUCUCUCUCUCUCACAUGACCUGACCUCACUUGACCUGACCUCAUUUUAGUUAGUGUUUAUGUCCUCUAUUAUUAUUAUUAUUAUUUUUGUUUGUUACUCCAGCUGGUCCAGUCCAGUCCAGUCCAGUCUAGCUUGGUCUGGUAUGUUUGCUCCAGUCAACUCAGCUUGUUUAAACUAAUGGACACUGAAAGCAAGCUAUCUAGCAGUAAAAACAAACUGGCCUGUAAAACUACUACUACCACUACUACUACUUCUACUACUACUACUGAUGCUACUGCUGCUUCUUGUCCUUGUCUUCCUCCUCUGCCUCCACCUCCUUCUGCUGCUGCUGCUUGUGUGUCUCGUAUAUCAGACAUGCUCAUUGAAAGCCCAAAAGUGUGGAGCAAUGUUAAAGAUGAAGGCAGAUAACACAGCUAAGGAAGACCUUGUGUGCUAGAUUUGUUGUAGUUAGCUCCAGUGCAGUAUAGACAAAGCAAAACAGACCUGUGAUGAAAACCUUUCCAGUUGUGGCCAUCCUGUGUUUUUUUUUGUAUGUCGUGUGUUUUUAUUUAAGAUGUUAUGGUGUAAAUUUGAUGAAAAUUUCACUAUAUCUCUUUUUGGUCUAACAACCAUAUAGAUAUUCCCUCGUUGGCUGAAGAACGUUAGGAGAAUGUAAGAAUGUGUUGGAGAAAGUCGUCUGUAGACAAUCUCACCAAUGUUUUGUGAAUGUUUGGAAAAUAGUUUAAUUUCUGUUUUUGUAAGAGCAAACUGAAAUCGUUUGAGAAGAGAUGUCAAAAACGGAAAAAAAAAAUUAACACAAAUAACAAUAAGGAAUGUGUAUGUGGUCAGUCGACCUGCUAGAAAUAGCAGCAAAUUUUCCCCACAAAUCACACCUUACAAUCUUAAAUAAAGAAAAGACCUCCUAGAUAAUUUACUUCUACAUACUCCUAAAAAGACUCACUGGAUGGUCAUGGCCAGAACACCUUUGAUCAUAGGUUUGCUUUGCCUGGGUUAGCUUUUACCAAAAGUUGUUUCUGAACAAAGCAAAAAAAAAAAA
This is a messenger RNA of Octopus sinensis (East Asian common octopus), 4749 nucleotides long. Its product is annotated as pleckstrin homology domain-containing family M member 2. The transcript is spliced from 16 exons. Bases 337 to 3435 code for a protein of 1032 amino acids. The record is from RefSeq and is a predicted model, not a curated record. Gene Ontology annotation, cellular component: endosome membrane. Gene Ontology annotation, biological process: positive regulation of membrane tubulation; regulation of protein localization; Golgi organization. Lineage: Eukaryota; Metazoa; Mollusca; Cephalopoda; Octopoda; Octopodidae. Gene Ontology annotation, molecular function: kinesin binding.